Strongylocentrotus purpuratus (purple sea urchin) is the source of this 5827-nucleotide messenger RNA. It is a transcript of the gene ddx46, whose product is annotated as probable ATP-dependent RNA helicase DDX46. The record is from RefSeq and is a predicted model, not a curated record. Gene Ontology annotation, biological process: mRNA splicing, via spliceosome. Gene Ontology annotation, molecular function: RNA helicase activity; ATP binding; nucleic acid binding. Gene Ontology annotation, cellular component: nucleus. The transcript is spliced from 23 exons. Lineage: Eukaryota; Metazoa; Echinodermata; Echinoidea; Camarodonta; Strongylocentrotidae. The coding region runs from base 117 to 3638 and encodes 1173 amino acids.
CUACAGAUCUUCUAACGUCUGGAAAGUAGACUAUUAUUAUCGUGCGUUAUACGAACGAUCGAGGACGUCUUUCUUCGUAAAUUUUAGGACGUAUUUCCUUAAAAAAAUAAACAAGAAUGCCUAGAGAGAGCAGGCAAUACCGCAAAAGGUCCAGAUCAAAAUCUCCUGAUGCUGACAAUGACAGCUCCAAGAAGAAGCGAUCCCCAGAGAGGUCCAAGGAGAAGGACAAGGAGAAAGAAAGGAGGAGGUCGCGGUCCAGGUCAAAGAGCAGGGAGAGGUCACGGAGGUCACGUAGCAAGGAGAGAGAACGUGAUAGGUCAAGGAAAUCAAGAUCGAGAUCCAGGGAUAGAGAUAGGAGAAGAGAUCGAAGGAGUCCACCUCGCAGAGACAGAGAUAUAGAAAGAGAUCGGGUCAGGGAGCGAGAUAGGAGAUCCCGGCGCUCAAGGAGCCGGAGUAGAGACAGGAACAGGAGGCGUAGAACCAGGUCUCGCUCUAGGAGUCCCAAGCGGAGCAAGGGUCGAAGGUCACAGUCGGUAGAGCGAGCAUCUAGGUCUCGCUCGAGAUCUCCAAACAAGGACAGCAAAUCAAAAGGAUCAUCAUCAUCAUCAUCUGCUGUUAAGACUGAAGGGACUGUAAAAGUGGAGGUGAAGACGGAGGCAGAGGUGAAGAAGGAAGUAGAGGUGAAGCAAGAGAUAAAGGAAGAAAAGGAGGAGACUAAGGAGGUCAAGGAGGAGAAAGGCUUAGUCUUGGAGCAAAGACGACUUGAAGAGGAGAUGCAGAAGAGACGUGAGCGGAUUGAGAGAUGGAGGAUGGAGAGAAAGAAGACCAUGGAGGCGGCAGCAGGACCAUCAAAGACGGAAGGAGAGGGGGAGAAGGCCGAUGCCCCGCCCCAGAAGCCAGGCAAGAAGUGGAGUCUGGAGGAUGAUGAUGAUGCUGAUGAUGAAGCAGAGGCAGAGGAAGAGGAUGUAAGUUCAAAGGAAGCAAAAGAAUCCAAGGAACCGGGCCCCGGUGGUCAAGAAGGCAAGGAUGGUGGUGAGAAGAUGGAUGAUGACAAGGAAGAUGAUGAGGUGAAGAUGGAGGCGGAGGAGGAUGAUGAUGACGACGUUGACCCUCUGGAUGCUUUCAUGAUGGGUGUUCAUGCGGAGGUUAAGAAGAUUGGCAGUAAGGACAAGAAAGGGCCACCAGCUGUGGAGAAGGCAGUCAAACCUACCCCUGGAAACGGAACAGGAGGAGAGGCCCCUAAGUUUAGCAUCGUGACAGGAGUGGUGAAGAAGAAGAGUGUUCCGGUGCCGAUGCCGGUCAUCGUGACAUCAGGAAAGAAAGGUGAACUCAUGGAGAAUGAUCAAGAUGCCAUGGAGUAUUCUUCUGAAGAAGAGAAGGAGAGUAAUCUGAUGGACACAAUGGCAGCUCUGGAGCAGAAGAAGAAGAAAGAACUGGCCAAGGUUGAUCAUUCAAAGAUUGAUUACCCACCCUAUAGGAAGGACUUCUAUGUAGAGGUGCCGGAGCUAGCUCGUCUUACCCCUGAAGAGGUUGACAAGAGACGUUCAGAUCUGGAAGGUGUUAAGGUGCGUGGUAAAGGAUGCCCCAAACCUGUAGACUCAUGGGUGCAGUGUGGCGUGUCUAUGAGAGUUCUAACAAUCCUAAAGAAGAAUAACUACGAGAAGCCGACUCCCAUCCAGUGCCAAGCCAUCCCAGCCAUCAUGUCUGGGCGUGACCUCAUUGGUAUCGCCAAGACGGGGAGUGGGAAGACGAUGGCCUUCCUCCUACCCAUGUUCAGACACAUCAUGGAUCAAGAUCCUCUGGAGGCAGAGGAUGGACCUAUUACUUUGAUAAUGACUCCUACCAGAGAAUUAGCCAUGCAAAUUUUCAAGGAGUGCAAGAAGUUCACCAAAUCGAUGGGACUGAGGGCGGUAUGCGUGUACGGAGGCACAGGCAUCAGUGAACAGAUUGCAGAGUUGAAACGUGGAGCAGAGAUCAUUGUGUGUACACCGGGGAGGAUGAUAGACAUGCUGGGAGCUAAUAAUGGUCGCGUCACAAAUCUUCGUCGAUGUACAUACCUUGUCUUGGAUGAAGCUGAUAGAAUGUUUGACAUGGGUUUUGAACCCCAGGUGAUGAAGAUUGUAGAGAACAUCCGCCCUGAUAGACAGACGGUUCUGUUCUCAGCCACGUUUCCCAGACAGAUGGAGGCCUUAGCCAGGAAGAUCUUGACCAAGCCUAUUGAAGUCCAAGUUGGAGGUCGUAGUGUGGUGUGCUCCGACGUCACUCAACAUGCUAUGAUUCUGGAGGAGGAUCAGAAGUUCCUGAAGCUACUUGAGCUUUUGGGUUACUAUGAUGAAGGCCAGAUCCUAGUCUUUGUGGAGAAGCAAGAGUCUGCAGAUCUGCUACUCAAAGACCUCAUGAAGGCAUCUUACCCUUGUCUCGCUCUUCAUGGAGGUAUAGAUCAGUACGACAGAGACUCCAUCAUUCAGGAUUUCAAAGCUGCUAAUGUGAAGAUCCUGGUUGCAACCUCUGUGGCAGCCAGAGGCUUGGAUGUGAAGAACCUUGUCCUUGUUAUCAACUAUGAUUGUCCUAACCACUACGAGGAUUACGUGCACAGAGUUGGGCGCACAGGGCGAGCGGGAAACAAGGGGUUCUCAUACACCUUCCUAAUGCCUGAACAGGCUAAGUAUGCUGGAGAUGUGAUCAAGGCGUUUGAGCUGAGCGGUGCUAAGGUACCUGAGGAGCUGACUGAGAUGUGGAGCCUCUAUUGCAAUCAGCAGAAAUCUGAAGGAAAAGAGGUGACCAAAAACAGUGGCUUCAGUGGGAAAGGCUUCAAGUUUGACGACACUGAGAGAGAGCUAGCCAACGAGAAGAAGAAACUACAGAGGGCCGCUCUAGGUCUACAAGACUCUGAUGAUGAAGAUGCAGGAAUGGAUAUCGACGAGAAGAUCGAGACCAUGUUUGCAUCAAAGCGACGCGUCAAGGACGUAACAGCUGAUGAGAUCCCCGUCGUCCAGCAACCGCAGGCGAACUCUGCCACACCGGGAGCGGCACCGGGCGCGGCCCCGGCUGGAGCCGCCACUACCCUGCCCGCUGGGGCCAACCAGGCUAUGCUGAGUCUGGCUAAGCGAAUGGCAGCCAAGAUUAAUAAGAACCUGGAGAGUGAGAGGGGUGUGGAUAUGGUUCAGCAAGCAACGCAUGCUGUGAUGAAAGGAGCCACGCUAGGACAACCUGCAGUAUCGACAUUCACUAGGGCCGAGCAAAUGGCUGCCAAACUUAACGCCAAGCUCAACUACAUUCCUAAGAUUAAUGAAGAAGAGAAGGAGGAGGAACAGCCUAAACCAACCUUCAGGAAAUACGAGGAGGAAUUGGAGAUCAAUGACUUCCCUCAAACUGCCAGGUGGAAGGUUACAUCAAAGGAGAACCUAGCCCAGAUCCAGGACUACAGCGAAGCAGGGAUCACGAUCAGAGGGACGUACUUUGCUCCUGGCAAAGAACCCAAGGAAGGAGAAAGAAAGCUUUAUCUGGCUAUCGAAAGUGUCAGUGACAGAGCUGUGUCAAAGGCCAAAGCUGAGAUCACAAGAUUAGUCAAGGAUGAACUAGUCAGGCUGCAAAACUCGUAUCAACCUACCAACAAAGGGAGGUAUAAGGUUCUUUGAGUGUCUUUUGAUCUCCAUCCACCAAGUCUUCACCAAGGACAGUAACAUCAUAUUAACCCUUUGCCUACUGGAACUGAUUGGUCCCUGUAUUAAGCAUAUGGGAAUGAGAGAAGUCAAUAGCCAGAGGGUUAAGAAACAGAGCAUCUCAAGGACCGAUGGACCUCUCAAGAAUGGACAUUUCUUCUGCAUGUUUAUAUUUUUAAUUUGCUGAGCACUACAACUUUCCUGUCUUGUAGAUUGGACUGUGACCUUUAUGUCUUGCAGUCUAUAUCUUCUGGUUCAGAUCUGCUUCCAUUAUACAGCAAAACCUGAUUUAGUGACCACCUGUCUACAAAGACCACAUUUUUUGUUUCCCUUGAAGCUGGGUUCUCAUUGAACUAUCAUGCAAAUGUACUAAAGGAACCUGUAUAUAAAGACCUCUUGCCUAUAUAGACCACUUUUCUUGUCUCCCUUAGGUGGUCUUUAUAGACAGGUUUCACUGUAUAGUACUUGUUGCAUUAUCCUGGGCAUGAUAGUCUGAAUCCCACAGCCUAAACACUGGUUUAUUUAUUAUUGACAGUCCCAAAAGUCCUUAAAAUAAGAAGACAAAGCAAACAAAAUAUAUGCCCCCUCACUGUCUUUGAAAUAUAUAGGCAGAAAAUAUAAAGGUAGAAACAAAAAAGAUUGGUUCCUUAUUUUUCACAACUUGAAGGCACAUUUAAAAUACAUGUUUUUUGUUUUUGCCCAUAUUUUACCUUGGUUGGGCCAUAGUAAAUAGCAGGUUUACAUCAUGUGCUACGUUUAAAUCAUGUUUGUGAAUUGUUAGACUUUUAUUUUGACUGUUGAUUUCAGCUUGUUAUCUCAAGAUAAGCCAACCAACAAUGGAGAACCUCUUCAGCUGCUCAGGAUGGGGUCAAAUUUAGAUUGGAAUAGGAUAUCUUAACAGUGACGAACUUCAGAUGUUUAUUGAGCCUGUUUCUGUGUAUUUUGUAUGAUACAGUAAUUUGUCCCAAGUGAUAAUUUCACGAAAUACCCAUUGUAAAAACGAUUGUGUAAACAAACACUGUUGAUGAGAUGAAUGAGCUCAUCUAAACUACACAAGAAGUUUUUUAUCAUCCAUGAUAUUUGUUGUCUCCUGUUUUAGAAAAUAGAUUUUUAUAAAACUUAAAUUGUAGGUUCAAGAUUGUCAUUUCUAAUGUUUUAGCAAGACCAAUAUAUCACAAAGACUUGACAAAAAUGUAGUAACCCUUGUUGAAUUUAUUUAUGUUAUAACAGGAUUUCUAGAUUUAUUCAGAAAAGUUGUUGGUUACGUCCUUGGAUUCCUGGUACCUUAUUAAGAAGUUUUGGAUUCCAAUGAACAUUUAUCAAUGCAUCAUCCAAGGAUCAUUAAUUAUAAUGAUUCAUUUCUGAAAAAUAAUAUGUAACACUCUUUGCAUAUAUGUUCAGAACUACAUGGAUUUAUUAUUUAUGUGACAUCACUCGUGAAAUAUUUAACAAACAUUUACUGGAGUGCACUCAAAUGUAAACGUUAUCGAACUUGUUUUCUUGCAGCCACAACCAUUAACAUAUUGUCAAAAACUAUUACUGCAACAAAAUAUCUUCAUGUUUACCUUACUUCCUUUCAAUAAGAGAAUUUGAAACAAGAAUGUUCAUUCAUUUAAAUAAAUCAAACCAUAAGUAUUACUACUACAUGAAUAUAUGGAUGAAAUGAAGUUAUGAUCAAGUUCAUCUGGGGGAAAGGAAAUUACAUUUCAAUAUAUGUAUGCUUUUGCUUAAUGCUUGACAGGUUUUAAUUUGAAAGUUUGUAAAUGGCCACAUAGAAGCCUUUCCUUGAGAUACAUUUAAGCUGAGAUAGCAUUAUUUUUCAGCAGCAAUAUGACGUUUGUUUAUUAUGGUAGUUCGAAUGUAAAAUUCGUUUUCCGUUUCGCUUGAAAAUUAAAGAUAAUAUGGUCUGAUAAAAAAAUAUUUUACAACAAAUUGAUAAAAAUUCAAGUAAUUUCAUAGCCCUUUCAAAAUGCUAAGUAAUUUUUUGAAUCACUGCUAUUGUCAUAGUGUUUUUUAUUUUUUUGAAUUUUUAGUUAUUUCUUCUAUAAAGAUUUUUCAUCAGCUAGACUUAAUUGGGAUGCCCAUUCCUAAUCAAGAUUUGAAAACAACAAAUCUCAUUUUUUAAAUGAUGUUAUUGUAAAUAAAAUUGUAAAUUUUUGACAAUG